Molecule: messenger RNA, 1210 nt
Organism: Haliotis rubra (blacklip abalone)
Lineage: Eukaryota; Metazoa; Mollusca; Gastropoda; Lepetellida; Haliotidae
Exons: 4
Coding region: 29-1072 (347 amino acids)
Molecular function (GO): zinc ion binding
Source: RefSeq, a predicted model, not a curated record
CAAACAAUGGUCGGAUUAUGUACUGAACAUGCCUGUUGAGGCACGCGAACGAUACGAGACAAAGCUGAAGUAUCGGCAGGGCACUUGCUCUUUGCCUGACCCGUAUUGUUUGCGAAACGGCUGGGUGGAUGAUCCGACAACAUGGCCAGGCAUUUCUUUCACGGAUAUAUAUUUCUAUCUGAUAGACACACCAGGUCAGUUCACCCACGAAUCUAUGAGGGCCUUCAAGUCACUGAAAGCAUAUGAAUAUGUGGAAAGUGGACACGUUUAUCCCAUACAGUACCACAAAGUCGAUGAUAAGUCACCUCUGUGUUUGAUGAGAACAAAGGUUAUUCCUUCUCAGCGCCUACGUGAGAAACCACACCAGCCAUGGGUCUGCAUCGACAAGGCAGAUGGAACAGUGUACUGUGCACAUUGCACAUGUAUGGCAGGACUAGGGGAGGUUUGCAGUCACAUAGCAGCACUGCUGUUUAAGGUGGAUAUGGCAGUGCGAGCUGGACUUACAUCAAAGGCAUGCACAAGUGAUGCCUGCAAGUGGAAUUCUGCUUAUAGAAAAGAGCUUCAUCCAGUCCCGAUAUGUGAGGUACAGUCUCUUUUUGGACGGAAAAAAACAGUGGAGACUGUGUCAGCUAAUGGUCGAGCACCACUUCCUGAUAUAGAAACCCUACGGUCACUGAAAGCUGUCUGCCCUGAUGCCGUGUUUUUCAAGACCAUACCCCCACUGGAUGAAGAAGAAACAGACAGUGCGGAUGAACAUGAGGAUAUGCAGUCAUUCCCACCUUCACUUACAAGUCUAAAAUGUAAUCCUGAUGACUUGAAAAAUGAAGACAAAUUGGUUUGCCUUUGUAAAGAAAAAUGGAACCAGUAUCACUGUGAGCCUGACCAAAUACAAAAUCUGGAAGAAGUUACUAGAAAUCAAUCAAUUAGUCCGUUGUGGUAUGAACACAGGAAAGGCCGCAUCACAGGGACUAAAGCUCAUGCCGUCCUGGUUAUGAAAGACACCACGGAUCCCACCAACACGGUCAACAGUAUUAUGGGAUAUAACACCAAAGACCUUACUAAAAUUAAUUGAUUUUUGUGCCAAGAUAGUGUCCAAAUGUGAAAAUUUCUUUUUUAAACAUGUUCUUCCCGAACUCGUUUCUCGCAGAAUUGAGAAUUCCAGGCCAAAUAUGGAUUGUGACACUAAUACAGAGGAAGUUGUUUGGUGAAC